UAGAUAUAGACCUCCUCAUAACUCCAUUCUAGAGCCUAUUGUUUCUCUCCUCUUUUUCUUGCAGCCAAAGCCAUCUCCAUUCUCAUUUUCUAUUUUCAUUCAAAAUCUGAUGUUCAUCUUCUGCUGAUAUAUAUAUAUAUAUAUAGAUAUAUAGAGAGAAAAAGAUGAGUUGCAAUGGAUGUCGAGUUCUUCGGAAGGGAUGCAGCGAGACCUGUAUUCUCCGUCCGUGUUUGCAGUGGAUUGAGACUCCCGAAGCUCAAGGUCACGCCACCGUCUUCGUCGCCAAGUUCUUCGGCCGCGCCGGCCUCAUGUCCUUCAUUUCCGCCGUGCCUGAACACCGACGGCCUGCUCUGUUUCAGUCGCUUCUGUUUGAAGCGUGCGGCCGGACGGUGAAUCCGGUGAACGGCGCCGUCGGACUCCUCUGGACCGGCAACUGGCACGUGUGCCAGGCGGCGGUGGAGACCGUCCUCCGCGGUGGUGUUCUGCGGCCGAUUCCAGAGCUCCUCGGCGGCGGCGGCGGAGGUGGAGGUUCGUUUCCGUCCGAAUCCGGCGACAACGCGUAUUCCGACGCGUUUAAGCUUCAAGAUCUGACUCCGACCUCGCGAUCGAAGGCGCCGAAACGGAGACGCUCCGACGACGUCUCGAAUUUGCAGUUCUCCGAUCUCGAUCUCAGUCUGACGGCUGGUUUUCCGGCCAAACUGUUGACGGAGAAGACUCGACCGGGGACGCCGUCGAUGAAUUCGGAAGAAUCUGUGACGACAACGGCGUGUUUGGAUAGUGGUUUAGCAGAUCAAGGUGGAGAACCAAAGCUUCUGAGCUUCUUCUAGUUUCUUUUUUGGUGUAGUUUCGUUAAUUAGUUUCCCCGGAAUAUUGAAAUCCGGUGAGUUCUUGUAUUUCACGGGCACAAGAUUUUCCUGUUUACCAAACAGGGGAAAAUGAAAGUUUGCCGGUGAGACCCUCGUUUUUGUGUCUUGUAAUGGUUAAUGUGUAUGGGAAGUGAAUAAAUCUUUUAUUCCUUUUAUUUA
Molecule: messenger RNA, 1025 nt
Organism: Cornus florida
Lineage: Eukaryota; Viridiplantae; Streptophyta; Magnoliopsida; Cornales; Cornaceae
Product: LOB domain-containing protein 37-like
Exons: 2
Coding region: 165-827 (220 amino acids)
Biological process (GO): regulation of gene expression
Source: RefSeq, a predicted model, not a curated record